Molecule: messenger RNA, 4281 nt
Organism: Girardinichthys multiradiatus
Lineage: Eukaryota; Metazoa; Chordata; Actinopteri; Cyprinodontiformes; Goodeidae
Gene: dmtn
Product: dematin actin binding protein
Exons: 17
Coding region: 419-1549 (376 amino acids)
Biological process (GO): lamellipodium assembly; cytoskeleton organization; actin filament bundle assembly
Cellular component (GO): plasma membrane; actin cytoskeleton
Molecular function (GO): actin filament binding
Source: RefSeq, a predicted model, not a curated record
GGAUUCUUUAGGAGUGCUCAUUAGCCAGUCGUGGUGUAGCCUACGGUCAUAUUUUGAAUGGGACCAGAUGAUCAUUCAUUCAAUGCGAGUCAUAUUUAAGGCAAAGCCAUGUCAGAAUCAUGGUGCGGGCUUCGUCCCGUGACAGGACAUCCCGCGCAGGGACAGCAGCCUGGUGACGUGUCAGUGUGCGCGAGCAGCAGGAGAACGGCGCGUGCCUACUGGGGGGCAUUGCUGCUUAUUCUCUUCCCCCCUCAGCGCAGAGUGGACCGACCCACGGAGCAACAGGAAGACAUCUUCUUUCUCCUCCUUCUUCAUCGCUCGGAGCGACUCGGCUCCUCUGCUGGAUGUUUCCACUCUGAGCUCGGACCGCUGUCUGCAGCUGGUUUAAACUGAGGAGAAGCACAGUCUCUCUACAGCAAUGCAAAAGGUGGAGGGACGUGUAACUCCUGUCAACCUGUCAUCUUCCAGGGGCCCAAGCGCUCCAGGGUCUCCGGCCACUGGGAUCAUGGCUCGUCUGAAUGACCAGGUGGUGGGUUACAAAGAUCUGGCAGCACUGCCCAGAGAUAAAGCCAUCCUACAGGUGGAGAGGCCUGACCUGAUGACCUAUCAGCCCCACCUUAGCUUCUCACCACUCGACCCACCACGCAGAGAGCAUUCUCUGUCCCCUCCCGCCAUGUCCCCCUCCGUGUCUCCUGAGGUCAAGGGUCGCAGAGCAGAGAGUGAUAGCGGGUCACCUGGAGGAUCCACGUUGCAGCUGCAGGCGGGACGCAAGAUCAGCAACAGCCUGCAGCAUUUCCAUCGGCCAGAUAAUGGCACCAACAUCUACAGAAAGCCUCCCAUUUACAAACAGGACCAUCACAAACACUCAGAGGGCAGCGGGGUCGUUCAGUCUGCCAAGUUUCCUGCCGCCCAUCCUCCAGACCCCAACCAGCCCUCCAAGAUUGAGACAGAGUACUGGCCCUGCCCACCUUCAUUGGCUGCCAUGGAGAUUGAGUGGAGGAAGAAGAGGCUGCAGGAAGAAGAUGAGUUUGAAGACGUGACAGAAGAAAACCAGAUGCAGCAGGAGCAGGAGCUGGAGAAGAUUAAGUCUAACCUGGGCCGUCUGAUCCUCAAGGAGGAGAAGGAGAAAGGCGUUCACAUCAGGAGGAAGACACAGUCUCUGCCUGAUAGAACACACAUGCACAGUUUGUCAGCUACUACUUCAAAGUCUCCUUCACGCUCUGUCCUGGCCAGAAUGCAGUCAGCAGAGUUUUCCACAGAUGGAGAUAAAGGACAGCCAGCUGCUCAGAAUGGAGAGACCCGGAGAGAGCGCAUGGAUAGAGGGAACUCCCUGCCGAGCAUCCUGGAGCAGAAGAUCUAUCCAUAUGAAGCCCUGAUUGUAACCCACAGAGGGCGCUCUAAGUUGCCUCCUGGAGUUGACCGAACUCGGCUGGAGAGGCAUCUCUCCCCAGAGGAGUUCCAGCAGGUGUUCGGGAUGCCCAUUGCUGAGUUCGACCGCUUGUCGUUAUGGAAACGAAAUGAACUGAAGAAAAAAGCUUCACUUUUCUAACAGGAAGUGACCUCAUCCCCAACCAAUACUUGAUGAACCCUCUCCUCUGUAAGGAUGAGAAGGCAGAGAACAGGCUAUAACUUCAGCCAUUCAAUCAGCCAAUAAGCAGCAAGACCCAUCUCCACCGUACUAACAACCCAUGUCCCAGGAAGUGUUCCGCCCCACAUGGAUCAGUUCUGGUCGGAUCUGACUAACCUUAACCAAUGCUCUGACAUAUUACCAGUGCUGCACUUAUAACCACCACUGCUUGCAAAUCAUUCCUAUAAUAUAUCCUCCACCAUCAUCAUCAUUAAUGUGACAUCUAGCCUCACAGAGUAACACCUCCAGGGGUGGUCUUCUUCAAGAGGGAUCAGCUGUUAUCUUUAGGAUAAACUCAAGGUUUUCUGGUAUCAUGAAGCUCAUGCUAACCUGUGGGUUCCAAAGAGGCUGACUGCUGACCAAUAACAGCUUCCUUCAGGAGUUCCUCAGUAAGUCACAGUAAAGUCUGUUAAACACUUUCUUCUACUGACACUUGGUUUAUCAGCAGAUGUGUUGUUGCUGCUUACUUUCAUUUCCCUUUAUGCUUCUGAUUGUGUUGAUUAUUUUUUAGGUGGUAACAGCUUUAUACAACUGGAGAAGCUGCUUAACGUCUUCCUGCAGAUAUUGUAUCUUAAGCUGCUGUUACACUUUUUUUAUACCGUCAUGUAGCUGGCAUAUUAAAAAUCAUGUUUUACAUGAGUCCAAACGUGAAGAAAUGAACAUCAAGUCCUUCCCCGUGUUGCCCCUGUUUUGUAUAGAGUGUGUAUGUUGGAAUGAAGAGUGUAGAAUGUACAGAGUGCUACUGUGUAAGGACAGAGUAAGUUGUUUUGGAGAUGACGUAACUGUCUUAUUUUACUUCUUUACCCCUUCAAAGAUUCUGCAUACUGAGGUGAGUAAAUCUUCACUACAGAAGAGUGUCUGCAUGGUGCAGCAGGAGAUCAAAUUGAAUUAUUAUACGGAUAAUUGCUGUAUUGAGAAUGACUUGUAUAAAAUUUUGUACAAUAUAUGCAGUGUACAUGGUGUCUCAGAGGUUCAACUCUAAUCCCAUGAAAUAUUGUCCCAAACAGUUGUGGCAAACUCAUCAGACUGUGUGCUACAAUAUUAGAUGCAUAGAGAGGCGAUGUUGGAGCACUACUGAGUUCCAGCUGCAUAUCUUCAUAUGUCACUGAAACACAAGGCAGAUUUGCAACAGUGUGAUGGAUCUAUCAGUGAUUUUAAUUUCAUAUGUGAACUUUCCAGAACCGUAAAUCAUGACUUAACUAUAAAAACCCACAACAUUUUUUCACAGAAACCAAAUGAUUUAUUCAUUCGGAAUAAAAUAUUCCUGAAUUAUCUAAUCACUUCCAGGACAAUAUAUUUUCAGACGGUCAUUCUUUCUUACCCUAACCCUUUUUUUGUAAACCCCCCCCCCCAGCCACAACAGUAUUAUUAUUAUGUGCAUGACUCUAACAUCAUUAAUAAAGGCAAUAUUGUUUAGUUAGUGUUAGCCCAAAGUUAACUGGCUGUCUGAAACUAAAAACUGAACUAUUCAUGAGUAGGAUUGUUUUUUUUUUUUACUUUUCUGAGUAAAAAAUGUUUUAGUUUUUAAACUGUAUUGCUUGUGCUAAAGUUUCCUUCUGAUAUUCCAGACUGGAUGGUUUGGGGAACAUUUCCAGGGAAGAAAGUUCGCUGCAUAUGUCCCUCAAUCUAUAUCUAUUUAUCUAUCUAUCUAUCUGCUCUGCUGUUCAAUUAAAAACCUGCUUCAUGGGUUGAAGUUUGGAAAUGACAACAUAAGCACACCCAGAAAUUCAUUAGUUUGAUGUCUAUUUACUUCCUGUUAGCAACAUAACUGGUAGUCAAAAUGGUUUCAUGCAUCUAUUGGUGGUUUGGAUUUUUUAAAUUAAUCAUAAAGUUUGUUUACAAGUAGGCCUACGUGUAUUUAAAAAACGACGUGGUUUUUUACAUUAACUAAGCCGAGCAACAAACUCUUCAUUUAGAAACAGCUCACAACAGUAGUGAGAGGAAUAAUUAGAAUAUUAAUCUUAUUUAUUUCACCCACAGAAAAAGGUCAGAUCUUCAUCAAAGAACAUUUGCUAAAAAUUUCACUGCAGUGUUUUAAAAAAUGUGGAAAACAAGCCGACUUAUUGUUCAUCGAGGGUCAUAAAUAAGCCUGGAAUUUAGGAUUUAAAAUGCUGUAACUUUUGUGUAACCUCCACAUGUUGGUGUUUGAAAGCUCUUCAAAUGAAAUACAAGUUGUCUGCCUUGUAGGCAAAGGGCGAUGUAAGAUUUAUCUCUGAAAACACAGCACUUCUAGAGCAACUAAUCUUAAUAAAGCUUUAAAGCCACCAUUCAGCCUGUUUUAACUCACAUGAAACAGGGAGCAGCUUCAUGGUACCAGUCCAAUCUCUUCCUGAUCCUGACUGACAGCUUUCUGCUCUGUAACUUGAAUGACAGCUGACUGAAGAGACAACGCCUGUUCAGGAGCUGAUUGGGAUUUUAUUUAUUGCGGGCAGCUUUAUUUAUAGACGUGUUUUUACUGUGAACUGUUUCGGUUGGAGAAUAUAAUUUUUAUUUUAAUGAGCACUGAUGUUAUAAUUCAUCGCUUUAACACUUGGAACGAGCAUUUCUUGCUCCUUAGGGUCUCACUGGUACCAGUAAAGGGCAGUUUUGGUCCCUUCAUCCUCACAGUGCUCAGUUUGUGUCAUAUGACUAAAAUAAAUCUGUUCAAACGAAAA